Prorocentrum cordatum is the source of this 504-nucleotide messenger RNA. The record is from the annotation of a GenBank genome assembly. Lineage: Eukaryota; Dinophyceae; Prorocentrales; Prorocentraceae.
GGGCGCAGCCGCCCGGCUCGAAGAGGUUGCAGCGCCAGGGGCUCAGGGGGCAGAGCAGCCUGGCCAUGGGCGGGGCUGCCGCCCAGCGCAGCGCCCACCCCGCAGGCAAGCGCCUCCGGCCAGAGGGGCAGCCGCCCGGCGGCGGCGGGGAGCUGCGCCGCUGCGCCCGCCUGCGCCGGCACGCCGAGGGCUUCGCACGGCUCGCGCCGCCGAAGCGGCGCGCGCUGCUGCGGCGCUACCGCGCCGCUGCGGCGGCCUGGCCGCAGCGGGCCCUGCAGCGCCACGCCGUGCACGUGGCGGCGUGGGCCUUCGAGGAGGCCUCUGCCGCCGCGCCGGGCGCCGUGGAGGGCGCCGCGGGCGAGCGGGGCGGCGCCCGCGGGCCCGCGGAGCCGAGCCCGGCGCUGCUGCUGGCCAGGCUGCUGGGCAUGUGCAGGGGUCGGCUGUCGCCCUGGCUGCGCGCCACGCUGCAGGCGGUGAUGGAGCAGCCCGGCCCCGGCAGAGCAG